AUGCGUUUUAGUCACUUUGACGCCGUUCUUCUACUCGCUACGCCAGUCGCUGCGGAAUCUAUGUGGGGACUCUGUUCCCCAAGAACAGGCAUGUGCACUAUUUGGGAGGGAAGGUUUCACAAGCAGGACUGGCAUUGCGAUACGCCAUGCCUACCUCCGUUUAUUUGCGGAAUGACUGGACGUUCGAUCACUGUGCAUUGCGGGCCCAUACCUAAAAUACUUUUGAAAAAGGCCAGGUAA
This is a messenger RNA of Pyricularia oryzae 70-15, 240 nucleotides long. RefSeq lists its product as uncharacterized. The record is from RefSeq and is a predicted model, not a curated record. NCBI's taxonomy places the organism in Eukaryota, Fungi, Ascomycota, Sordariomycetes, Magnaporthales, Pyriculariaceae. The transcript is spliced from 2 exons. The coding region runs from base 1 to 240 and encodes 79 amino acids.